Molecule: messenger RNA, 2719 nt
Organism: Mastomys coucha (southern multimammate mouse)
Lineage: Eukaryota; Metazoa; Chordata; Mammalia; Rodentia; Muridae
Gene: Stard4
Product: StAR related lipid transfer domain containing 4
Exons: 6
Coding region: 300-926 (208 amino acids)
Biological process (GO): cholesterol import; cholesterol transport involved in cholesterol storage; intracellular cholesterol transport
Cellular component (GO): endoplasmic reticulum; cytosol
Molecular function (GO): cholesterol binding; cholesterol transfer activity
Source: RefSeq, a predicted model, not a curated record
UGGCCUCAAUUUCUUUAUCUGUUAAAUGGUAACAGUGGUAGCGCUCCCCGGGCUGUGGGGGAGGUCCUGAGGAGCGUGCUCCGCGGAGUCUCUGCAAGGGACAUCUCUCGUCAAGCUUUCCACGGGGACAGGGUCCUCAAGCGACACUUUCUCAGUCCUCAGUAGCUUGCAAGUCCAUGGUUUAACACAGGAAAGCUACUGCUGCGGAUUUCCUUCCUUUCCGCUUCGGGGAGAUGAUUUGAGAUUUGGAGAUCCAGGAGCUAGGAGAGCUGUUAAAUACGCUGUGGAGGAAGAUCAAAAUGGAAGGACUGUCUGAUGUUGCCUCUAUUUCAACUAAACUUCAAAAUACUCUGAUCCAGUACCACAGCAUUGACGAAGACCAGUGGCGAGUUGCCAAGAAGGCGAAAGAUGUGACAGUUUGGAGAAAGCCCUCGGAAGAGUUUAGCGGGCAUCUCUAUAAAGCUCAAGGAGUUAUAGAUGACGUGGUCAAUAAUGUAAUAGACCAUAUACGCCCAGGGCCCUGGCGCCUGGACUGGGACCGGUUAAUGACUUCACUGGAUAUUUUGGAGCACUUCGAAGAGAACUGUUGUGUGAUGCGUUACACCACUGCUGGGCAGCUUUUAAAUAUUAUCUCCCCGAGAGAGUUUGUUGAUUUCUCCUAUACUGUGGGCUAUGAAGAAGGACUUUUAUCCUGUGGUGUGAGUGUUGAAUGGAGUGAGACGAGACCAGAGUUCGUCCGUGGCUAUAACCAUCCCUGCGGCUGGUUCUGUGUUCCACUCAAAGACAGUCCAAACCAGAGCCUUCUGACAGGCUAUAUUCAGACAGACCUACGCGGCAUGAUCCCUCAGUCUGCAGUGGACACGGCAAUGGCAAGCACGUUAGCCAACUUCUAUAGUGAUUUGCGAAAAGCUCUACAAAAGGCAUGAUGUGUUCAACUCCUGUUGCCGUGGUUUUCUGAUUCUGCUCCUCCCCCUCAGCUCCCUGACCCGUAGAAGCCAUGUUUCUGCUUGCUGCGGCCUGUGGGAACAUUGGAGGAGUUGUAGAGGCCAUGGUACAAUCUCAUUUUGUAUUAAAAGUAAAUGGCUAUGUUUAUAGGGCAUUUAGAAUUUCUUAAAAGUCUUAUUUGCACCUUGUUUGGUUGUGACGGUAUGUCUGUGAACGGAAAGGAUGAAAUACCAAGAUUUAGGUCCAGGCUAAGUGUAGUCUAUUCACACGGGUCAAAUAGUUCCUUAGGAGGAAGCUUUUGCCUGCUUGGAAAUUACAAAGUGUGCAAACUCAGUGCUAUUCAUGUUAUUUUGGAGCUUUUUGAACAUUUUUGUAAAAUUAUAGUGGUUCCUCAUGUAAAUGUGCAUUUCUCCUGCUGUGUUCUGUGAAUUUGCCAAUAGCUUGGACAAAAGGAAGAAGUUCUCCACAGCCUGUGAAGAGGAGUCCACUGUUGGUUCACUUGUGCGAUUUUAAGUAUUAGGAGGACCACAGGCAACAAGAAUGGCACAGUUCAAUAGAGUUUAAUUUUGCUAUGUGGGUGACGUUCUUCUACAGAGUCUGUAAAAACAUACUUGUGUCCUUAUGUACAUUUAUCCUGGGAGUGACUGAAAACAGCCAGGUGUGCACUGGUGACAUCGCACUGAGCAGUAGCUGUCACCGAAGGAACCAGCUAGUGGUUCCCCUCGUCACCAGCAAAAAGGUCAGUGCUUAAAAAGUCAGAUUCAGUGACUGUUCUGUACAUACUUCAACAGGAAGCUACAAACUGCAUGCUAAAACAUUCAGUUUUGAUGCAACUUCGAUAUGAAAUUGUAGCAAAAGCAUCAUUCGAUUCAGUCAGGUGACCAGAAUGAACUAUGAAUGGAACUGUCUUAUGUGAACAUUACUUCAUGGCUACGACAUUCCAGAUCUUUCUUUGACUUCCGAAUAUCUACCUAGUUUAUUUGUAAAAUGGACAUCUGAGGUGACUCCGUGUCCACACAUACUUUGUGUUUGUGUGAACACGCAGCACUCAGUGAUGAGUGUCAGUUCUGGAUGUGUUACUGUUUCUGCUCCCCACUGGCCUUGUGUGUUUCCUUUCCUUCUUUUGAUUGGUUGGUUGGUUGGUUGGUAGGUGGGUGGGUCUGUGUUUCUGUUUUGACAAAUAUAAAGUGAGCUCGGUAAAUAAUUGCAGGCAGGCAAGCCACACAAAAAGGCCUCCACAAGUCUCUGGGGGUUCAGUGCAUGAAGGAAUGGUUCAAAGGCAGGAAGGUCUGCUCUUUCAUUUUACAUUAAUUUGUUUCUCUAAGUGUCCAUUCUUUUCAAUCAUUUUGACAGUCAAAAAAGUGAGACUGGCUUUGCUCUUUUAAAAUUUUUUCUUGCAACUGGUGAUGAAGAUGAUGCACACGGAACAAAAGUACAGUGUUAGCAUUCUGGUGGAUGAGCUCCUAGCUCUUGGAUUGAAAUAUCGCUUCCAGCAUCUGCCAGAGGCACUUCCCCCAGAGGGCCGUGUUCUCAGUUUGUUCAUUGUGAAGCUCCUUGUCUGACUUUAUUGUACCUUCUGAACGGCUAGAUUUCGUUACUGCUCUUCUCUUCAGCAAUAAGGAAAAGAAAAUGCACGUGAGAGUGUCCAGUGAAGACUGUUAAUUGCUCACUGUCCAAUGUGUCGUCCGUGACUUUACCUGUUUUUAUUGUAGAGCAGAAGGUCUCAUGUCCCAUUAGUCUGUGUGUGAUAAUAAAGUGAAAGGGCUUGGGUAAA